Candida dubliniensis CD36 is the source of this 1326-nucleotide messenger RNA. RefSeq names its product proteasome regulatory particle base subunit (gene RPT2). Gene Ontology annotation, cellular component: proteasome regulatory particle, base subcomplex. Gene Ontology annotation, biological process: proteasome-mediated ubiquitin-dependent protein catabolic process. Bases 1 to 1326 code for a protein of 441 amino acids. The record is from RefSeq and is a predicted model, not a curated record. Gene Ontology annotation, molecular function: ATP binding; ATP hydrolysis activity; proteasome-activating activity. The transcript has a single exon. NCBI's taxonomy places the organism in Eukaryota, Fungi, Ascomycota, Pichiomycetes, Serinales, Debaryomycetaceae.
AUGGGUCAAGGUCCUUCAGGAAUGCCAGGUGGCGAUAACCUUAACAAGAGGAAAGAUGAUAAGAAAAAAGAAAAACCAAAGUACGAACCACCAGUAGAAUCAAAGUUUGGUAAAAAGAAAAGAAGAGGCCCUGAUAUGGCAGUUAAAUUACCCAGUGUCUACCCCAACACAAGAUGCAAAUUGAAAUUAUUAAAGUUAGAAAGAAUCAAAGACCAUUUGUUGUUGGAAGAAGAGUUUGUUACCAACCAAGAAGCAUUCCAACCUACAGAGGCAAGACAAGCAGAAGAAAGAGAAAAAGUCGACGAAUUGAGAGGAUAUCCGAUGGCAAUUGGGACUUUAGAAGAAAUAAUCGACGAUGAUCAUGCAAUUGUGUCUAGUACUGCUAGUUCAGAAUACUAUGUGUCAAUCAUGUCGUUUGUAGACAAGGGGUUAUUAGAACCUGGGUGUUCGGUUCUUUUACAUCAUAAAACAGUGGCAGUGGUAGGAGUAUUACAGGAUGAUGCUGAUCCUAUGGUUUCAGUAAUGAAACUCGAUAAAUCCCCUACAGAAUCGUAUGCUGACAUUGGAGGGUUGGAAUCUCAAAUUCAAGAAAUCAAAGAAGCUGUUGAAUUGCCAUUGACACAUCCUGAAUUGUACGAAGAAAUGGGAAUCAAGCCUCCGAAAGGGGUGAUAUUAUAUGGUGCUCCAGGUACUGGUAAAACCUUGUUGGCCAAAGCAGUUGCAAAUCAAACAAGUGCCACUUUUUUGAGAAUUGUCGGAUCGGAGUUGAUCCAGAAAUACCUAGGCGAUGGUCCAAGGUUGUGUCGUCAAAUUUUCCAAAUUGCUGCUGAUCAUGCACCUUCGAUUGUUUUUAUUGAUGAAAUCGACGCCAUUGGUACAAAGAGAUACGAGUCUACUUCUGGUGGUGAACGUGAGAUCCAGAGAACCAUGUUGGAGUUAUUGAAUCAAUUGGACGGGUUUGAUGAUAGAGGUGACAUCAAAGUUAUUAUGGCUACAAAUAAGAUAGAGUCGCUUGACCCUGCAUUAAUCAGACCAGGAAGAAUCGAUAGAAAGAUUUUAUUUGAGAACCCUGACGCUAACACAAAGAAGAAGAUUUUGACCAUCCAUACUUCAAAGAUGAGUUUGGCAGAUGACGUUAACUUGGAUGAAAUAGUCACUGGUAAAGAUGACUUGUCUGGUGCUGAUAUAAAAGCUAUAUGUACAGAAGCUGGGUUAUUAGCAUUAAGAGAAAGACGUAUGCAAGUCAAAGCUGAAGAUUUUAAGUCGGCAAAGGAAAGAGUAUUGAAAAACAAGGUCGAAGAGAAUCUUGAAGGUUUGUAUUUGUAA